GAGGGCCGUCCGUAUCAUGGCCGCAGGAUCCGGGACGGCAGGUCCCGCUUCCGGCCCGGGCGUCGUGCGUGACCCCACGGCGUCACAGCCGAGAAAGCGGCCCGGCCGGGAGGGCGGGGAGGGCGCGCGGCGGUCGGACGCGAUGGCGGGAGGAGGCGGGAGCAGCGACGGCAGCGGGCGGGCGGCGGGCCGGCGGGCGUCUCGCAGCGGCGGGCGGGCUCGGCGGGGGCGCCACGAGUCGGGGUUGGGGGGUGCCGCGGAGCGGGGCGCGGGGGAGGCACGGCUGGAGGAGGUGGUCAACCGCUGGGUGCUCAAGUUCUAUUUCCACGAGGCGCUGCGGGCUUUUCGGGGUAGCCGGUACGGGGACUUCAGGCAGAUCCGGGACAUCAUGCAGGCUUUGCUCGUCAGGCCCUUGGGGAAUGAGCAUACCGUGUCCCGGUUGCUGCGGGUUAUGCAGUGUCUGUCGCGCAUUGAAGAAGGGGAAAAUUUAGACUGUUCCUUUGACAUGGAGGCUGAGCUCACACCACUGGAAUCAGCUAUCAAUGUGCUGGAGAUGAUUAAAACGGAAUUUACACUGACAGAAGCAGUGGUCGAAUCCAGUAGAAAACUCAUCAAGGAGGCUGCUGUGAUUAUUUGUAUCAAAAACAAAGAAUUUGAAAAGGCUUCAAAAAUUUUGAAAAAACAUAUGUCCAAGGACCCCACAACUCAGAAGCUGAGAAAUGAUCUCCUCAACAUUAUCCGAGAAAAGAACUUGGCCCACCCUGUUAUCCAGAACUUUUCCUAUGAGACCUUCCAGCAGAAAAUGUUGCGCUUCCUGGAGAGCCACCUGGACGACACAGAGCCCUACCUCCUCACGAUGGCCAAAAAGGCUUUGAAAUCUGAGUCUGCUGCCUCAAGUACAGUAAAGGAAGAUAAACCACCAGCAUCAGAGUCUGUGGAAAAGCCACCCAGAGAACCCGCAAGGCAGCUACGGAAUCCUCCGACCACCAUUGGAAUUACAACUCUGAAGGCAGCUUUCAAGACCCUGUCCGGUGCACAGGAUUCUGAGGCAGCCUUCGCAAAACUGGACCAGAAAGAUCUGGUUCUUCCUAAUCAAGUGCCCCCACCAUCAUCAGCCCUCAAAAACAAAAGACCUCGAAAAGAUGAAAGUGAAAGCUCAAUCCCCGCUGAGGGUGAGGGCAGCUCGGAACUACAGCCCAAGAACAAGCGCAUGACAAUAAGCAGAUUGGUUUUGGAGGAGGACAGCCAGAGUACUGAGCAGAGCACAAGCCUCACCUCCUCCCAGGAGGUCAUGCCAGUGCCACCAGCCAAGUCCGCCGUUCUCAACCAAUCACUUCCUGGGAAAAAGAAUCCCAAGGUAUCCAGAGGCAAGUGGAACAGCUCUAAUGGGGUUGAAGAAAAAGAGACUUGGGUGGAAGAGGACGACCUAUUUCCAGGUCAUGCAGCGUCAGACGAAGACAGUUCAACCAGUAUAACAAAAAAGCAGAAGUGGACUGUAGAAGAAAGCGAGUGGGUCAAGGCUGGAGUGCAGAAAUACGGGGAAGGAAACUGGGCUGCCAUUUCUAAAAAUUACCCAUUUGUUAACCGAACAGCUGUGAUGAUUAAGGAUCGCUGGCGGACCAUGAAAAGACUUGGCAUGAACUGAAAACAGGCUUUCAUUUCCACAGAAUUCACAGGAGCAUGGUUCCUAAUAAUAGCCCCUGAUAGUCUGCUGUUUCUUUCAGAAGCUGGGCUGAGAUGAGAAUUUUGGGCAACCUCCUUCAACAAGGAGGAGGUCCCAGUUCCACUUCAUCACUGUUGGAUAUCAUGGAGAUAAGAAGCAAAGCCAAGUCCACCCCAUGUCCUUGGCAGAGAUGACAGGCAUACAGCUUGUACAGUGCCAGAAUAUCAUUAGUGUUUCCCUUCUUUAGUGGUUUGCUUAAAUUUAAAUCCUGGGUAAUCUGUAGAACCUUCUCCUAGGAAAUGGUGGCAUCUUAUGGAGCUUAUCCAUAACCUGUUAAAACCAGCAACAUGAGCAUUAUUUGGAGUGAACUUGUUCCACAUAAACUUUUGGCCUUCUGAUGCAAAUGCAAAGGAACUUUGUCUGUUUUGAGCCCAGGUUGAUGAGAGACCAGUCCUUGUGGAAUCAGAUUCCCUUUAAAAACUCUUUAGCCAGCUGCGACAUCAACCCUAGACCUGACAACCUUGGCAUUUGCUCUAAAUAUCUGCUGGGCUACCUAGGCAGGCUUAUCCUCCACUUCUCAUGUGGUUGAACCAGUGUGUUUUUUGGUAAAAUGGUGAUUGUAGAUUAACUUAGCCCCCCCAACCCCCCUUCCCAAUUCUAUUCCUUAUGCUGGACUUUUAAAGCUUAAAAAAAAUCCUGAUUGAAUAUAAAUGCCUAAUUCCAUUCUUUGUGAAAUGGUUGCUUCCACCUGAUUCCCUAGUUGUGCUGUGUUAGUGUCUUGCGCUGGAAUUCAACAUUCCCUUCUCCUUUUGUACUGUGUUGUGCUUGCUGUGUCUCUCGGACAUUCUUAAAGACUGUCUUUUUAGCAAAAAAAUUUCAGUAAAGUGUUUUCUGUAGUCUUUUUUUAAAAUAUGAGAAUUAAUUAUUGUCCAUACUUGUAGCAUUCUUCAUUAAAGUCUUGCUUCUCUCAAA
This is a messenger RNA of Cynocephalus volans (Philippine flying lemur), 2635 nucleotides long. RefSeq names its product telomeric repeat binding factor 2 (gene TERF2). The transcript is spliced from 10 exons. The coding region runs from base 17 to 1645 and encodes 542 amino acids. Gene Ontology annotation, biological process: telomeric loop formation; negative regulation of telomeric D-loop disassembly; telomeric D-loop disassembly. The record is from RefSeq and is a predicted model, not a curated record. NCBI's taxonomy places the organism in Eukaryota, Metazoa, Chordata, Mammalia, Dermoptera, Cynocephalidae. Gene Ontology annotation, molecular function: double-stranded telomeric DNA binding; protein homodimerization activity; G-rich strand telomeric DNA binding. Gene Ontology annotation, cellular component: shelterin complex; nucleus; chromosome, telomeric region.